Messenger RNA from Penicillium cosmopolitanum, 399 nucleotides. Its product is annotated as E2 SUMO-conjugating protein UBC9. The transcript has a single exon. Gene Ontology annotation, biological process: protein sumoylation. Gene Ontology annotation, cellular component: nucleus. The coding region runs from base 1 to 399 and encodes 132 amino acids. Gene Ontology annotation, molecular function: SUMO conjugating enzyme activity. The record is from RefSeq and is a predicted model, not a curated record. NCBI's taxonomy places the organism in Eukaryota, Fungi, Ascomycota, Eurotiomycetes, Eurotiales, Aspergillaceae.
AUGUACGUAUUGAGAUCUGGAUUCUUCAGCACGACGAGUUGUCGGCCUGCGCUUGCGCAGGUAUUAGAGCAGUUGACCCUCACGGCGGAGGGAUGUCUUGAUCAGAUUUAUGUAUGGCUGCUGACCUUACCUUCUCUUGUCGCAGGCAAAUUUACUCCUCCACUGUUCCACCCGAAUGUCUACCCAUCCGGCACCGUCUGUCUGUCCAUUCUCAACGAAGAAGAGGCCUGGCGACCUGCCAUUACGAUUAAGCAGAUCCUCCUCGGCAUUCAGGAUCUUCUCAAUGAUCCCAACCCCGAAUCCCCCGCGCAGGCCGAAGCAUACAACAUGUUCAAGAAGGACCGACCAGGUUAUGAGCGCAAGGUGCGACAGGUUGUCCGUGAGAACCCGCCCAUGUAG